This is a messenger RNA of Grus americana (Whooping crane), 1046 nucleotides long. It is a transcript of the gene RILPL2, whose product is annotated as Rab interacting lysosomal protein like 2. Gene Ontology annotation, molecular function: protein dimerization activity. Bases 144 to 791 code for a protein of 215 amino acids. Gene Ontology annotation, biological process: cilium assembly. Gene Ontology annotation, cellular component: ciliary basal body; cytoplasm. The transcript has 4 exons. Lineage: Eukaryota; Metazoa; Chordata; Aves; Gruiformes; Gruidae. The record is from RefSeq and is a predicted model, not a curated record.
CAGGGCGGGAAGCGCCGCCGGACCGCAGCCUCCAUGGAAACCGCCGGGGGCGGGAGGGGUCGCUCCGCCCGCGGGCCCCGCCGGCAGCACCACCCGGCCCGGCCUUCCCCGGGGAAGGAAGUUAGCGGCGGGCCGCGCCGGGCAUGCAGCAGGGCCGGGAGGAGGAUGAGGAGCUGGAAGAGGAGGAAGAGGGGGAUGACGGCCCAGAGAGGGCUCUGGAGAAGAGCCCCUUCCAGCUGACGGCCGGGGAUGUCUAUGACAUCUCCUCCUUGGUGGGCCGGGACCUGCUGCAGCUCAGCACCGGGCCGCAGGUGCCCGCCACCCUGGCCCGGCUGCAGUUCAGGAUCGUGAGGGUGCUGGAGAUGCUGGAAGCGCUGGUGAGCGAGAGCAGCCUCACCGAGGAGCAGCUGCGGAUGGAGCGGGACAGCCUGCGGCGGGAGUUGGAGGCACUGCGGGGAGAGGGCACCCAAGGGAGCGCCCAGCAGCUCAGCCUUGGACCAGAUAAAAUGGUAAUAGACCUCACAGAUCCAAAUCGCCCCCGGUUCACGUUACAGGAGCUGCGAGAUGUACUGCAAGAGCGUAACCAGCUGAAAGCUCAGCUUCUUGUGGUGCAAGAGGAGCUACAGUGCUAUAAGAGUGGGAUCAUCUCACAGAGAAAGGACCAAACUGAAGAACUGGAAAAAGAAGCCAGUGGCAGCAGCCCCAGCACCAGCAAGUACAGCGAAGAUAAGACAAUCAUGAAACGGCUGUUCUCUUUUAAACAUGGAAAACGAGCAUCCUCAAGAACUUAACCACUUCUGUGCAGAAAUGGCACUGUUGAGAGCCUCUGAGGAGUCAGGGGAGUCAAUGAUUGGAAGAAAAAGCAUCGCUCCUACUGUAGAGAAUAAGCAAUCACAUAAAAAUUGUGUUGUAUAAUAUUCUUUCAGAAUAGAUUUUACUUUGCUGCUUUAGAAACUAAGACAGACACUUUUUGUAUUUCUUACCCACAUGUAGAGAAUAAAUGUUUAUACAAAGGUGAUUUUUAUUCUUAUUAAAAGAGCCUGUGA